Wasmannia auropunctata (little fire ant) is the source of this 10690-nucleotide messenger RNA. It is a transcript of the gene E(bx), whose product is annotated as nucleosome-remodeling factor subunit NURF301. Gene Ontology annotation, cellular component: NURF complex. The coding region runs from base 1 to 8313 and encodes 2770 amino acids. The record is from RefSeq and is a predicted model, not a curated record. Lineage: Eukaryota; Metazoa; Arthropoda; Insecta; Hymenoptera; Formicidae. Gene Ontology annotation, molecular function: RNA polymerase II cis-regulatory region sequence-specific DNA binding. The transcript is spliced from 24 exons. Gene Ontology annotation, biological process: regulation of transcription by RNA polymerase II.
AUGACGGGCAGAGGCUCGAAGAGGCGGGGGCGCCCGCCCAAGUCCGUGGUGAUGGAGCGGCCGAAGAAGUUCCAGUAUCACCUGAUGAAGAAGCCCAAGUACCUGCAAAACAGGACGGUGACGCUCGGCACCGAGACGCCGGGCUCGCAGCCGAGCACGCCGACGGCGUCCCGGCCGACCUCGCCGUCGGUCGAGAGCGAGGAGAGCAGCAAGCGCAGCACGAGGAACCAGCGUAAGUCGCGCAGCGGCCGCGACCGGCACUCCCGCAAGGGCGGUCACUCCGGAGCCACAGGUGGUGCCUAUCAGCGUCGCGGCUACAAUCCCAACGUGGACUACCACGACUCCGAGUAUCACUAUGGCUCCGACUUUGGCGACGAGUCCAGCGAGAAGAGCGAGCCGGAGGAGGAGCCAUUGCCGAGCGACGUGGACACCUCUGAGAGCAUCGAGGAGCCCGAUCCCUCGAGCGACAGCGACUUCUCGCUGUCCAGUUUCAGUAAUACCAGCGGCACACCCAGGAAAACGCUGCUCGCCCAACAACGGCCGCCCAGUCCGGAGCCGUUGUGGCUGCAGAACAGGGAGUUGCAGCCGUUAGUGUUACCCAAGUCCUCGGACGAUCUGUUGGUCCCCAAAGAACUGGUCAUGCCGUCGCUCUCCAUCUACGAGGUGCUCAGGCACUUUCGCACCCUGGUACGCCUAUCCUCCUUCCGAUUCGAGGACUUUUGCGCCGCGCUCAUGUGCGAGGAUCAAACCAAUUUACUGGCAGAGAUUCACAUAAUGCUGAUCAAGGCGCUGCUGCGCGAGGAGGACUCGCAGCAGACGCAUUUCGGUCCACUGGACCAAAAGGAUUCGGUGAACGUUAGCUUGUACUUCGUGGACUCUAUGACAUGGCCGGAGGUGCUGCGUUCUUAUGUGGAGAGUGAUAAGAGUUUUGAUCAGAACAUUUUACAUAUUUUAACCACUACUGAAUAUCCUUUUACUGCCAUCGAGGAUAGAAUCAAGGUCCUACAAUUUUUAACAGAUCAAUUCUUAAUAACAAACCCUGUGAGAGAAGAUCUAUUGCAUGAAGGAACUAUGCACUAUGAUGAUCACUGCAGAGUAUGCCAUCGACUAGGAGAUCUAUUGUGUUGUGAGACUUGCCCAGCUGUAUUUCAUUUAGAGUGUGUAGAACCGCCUCUGGUCGAUGUUCCUACUGAAGAUUGGCAGUGUAGCACAUGUAAAGCCCACAAAGUGAUGGGUGUCGUGGAUUGUAUUCCCGAUGUCGAAAAGAACGGGUCUUUAUGUAGACAAGAGCAUUUAGGAUUCGACAGACAUGGCAGAAAAUAUUGGUUUCUUGCAAGGAGAGUUUUUAUUGAAAGCGAAGACGGCGAGGUGUGGUAUUAUAGUUUAGCUUUGCAAUUAGAAGAGCUGAUGCUUGGGUUAGAUCAAAAUGAAAUGGAAGUAGCGCUUUAUCGCGAACUAUCGGAUUACAAGGAGGAAAUGGUCCGUCAAAUGGAGCUCACGGAGACUAUCACUAAUCAAUUCAAAGGAAACAAGAAGUCGUAUUUGGAAAUAGAAAACAAUCUUAUACAAAAGAUGCAAAAGGAACGACAAGAGAAACUGGAGAAAGAGGAGGAGCAGAAGAAGGAAAAGGAGAGACAGGAAGCGGAGGAAAUGAUACGCAAGAUGCAUGAGGGUACAGACGCUCCGAACGAGCGUACGUCAGCGGUGACGGAGCAGGGUGAAACAAAGACAUCCGGUGAUAAGUCGACUUCAGCUGCACAAGUACCUGAGGCGGUCGGCGAAACUGUCGUGGUCGACGCCGAGGCGUCGUCUACCGCGACGAAUACGGACAAAGCUACGAAAACUAACGCCUCCACGUCAUCAUCUGAAGAUCUUGACGAAGAGACGCUAGAGGGAGAGGAGAAAAUUGGAAAAGAUGGCAAAAAGCAUACUAUCGUGACAAGAUCGAAGACCGGGUCGUUGCAACCGCGAACCUUUAACAUGGACGACGUGAAGAGACGGAGCAUGGCACCGUUGUCGAAGGAGGAGCAAGAGAAGCUCGACAAGGGUAUAAAGGAUUCCGAAAACGAGAGCAACACCAGAGUGACGCGUCAGAAGGCGCAUCAAAUCGCGUCUGGCACGCAUCUGUUCAAAUUGGGCAUGGACAACAACUUCAAGUCGUACGUCAAUCAGUACACCACCAAUCCUGUCUCCCUGAAUAAGACACAGAGAAACGAGGAGCGCGACAAGAAACGUCACCUGUCGCACAAGUUCUCGCUGACGCAGGCGUCGGAGUUCAAGUGGGUGGGCAGUCUGACGGGCACCCGUGCCCUCCUGGUCAGUACCCUGCGCCAGACGAUACUGCAGCUCGAGAACAACAUUCAGGCGUCGUUCAUGCACACCAACUGGCCGUUGCUGCGCAAACCGUGGACGUCCGCCGUAGGAGCGUGCGUGAACCCGCGUGACUUCGCGCGCACUCUUAUCGUUCUGCAGGCGUGCAUCAAAUCCGUCGUAUUCGCGAGUGUGUGGCACGACCAGCUUGGCCACGUGAAGCUGCAACGGGUGACGGCGCUCGAGCGCGAGGAGAAGAAGCGCCAGGACAAGAAGGAGAAGAAGGAGAAGGAGGACGAGGAGGAGCGUAAUCGGCUCUUCAACUUCGUCAAGUACACGCUCGGCCUGAAGCAUCAGGUGUGGAAGCAGAAGGGCGAGGAGUACCGUGUUCACGGCCAGGGCGGUUGGCUCUGGGUGUCGGCCAGACGCCGUCACCGACCCACGGACGCGACGAAGAUGGGUUUGCGCACCGGUCCGCAAAAGAUCAUGGUACAGAUCAAGGAUCAGGGUGGCCUGAAAAUACUCGCGCUCGACCCGCCUACUUACGAAUUCCUCAUCAAGGAGUAUUGCCCAAGCAAGACGGAGAACGGUAUUGUGAAACAAGAGAUCAAAGAGGAAGGUGUGGAGAAUGACACGAUUAAGCAGGAGUGUAAUACGGAAGGUAUAAAGAAGGAGCCUACGAUCGACGGCAAGAAGGAGCCUACGACGAACGGCGAUCCUUCCCCAGUAGUAAAAACGGAAUCGGUCAAACAAGAAACGAAGAUGAAUCUAUCAUUUUUAGCAGGCAUGAAAAUUGAAAAAGUUUUUACUCCGAUUACCGAAUUCGAAGAGAUCAACAUUAACAAGGCACUAACCACUUCUGGAAGAUUGCACUAUCCAAAAGUUGCGAAAAAGACGAAGAUCGACGAUUUCCUGGCGCGUAGAACACAUUUGAAGUUUUUGGAAGAAAGAAAGUUAUUGCAAUCCGCGAAAACGAAAGAAGCGAAUCAGACGCCGAAUCAGAAAGGCGGCGAUGGCGAUUCUGCAGAGGUCGAUAUGGAAAACCACGAGGAAAAUGAUACCGAUGGUGCCGUUGGCGGUGGCGGGGAUGGUUCUCUCCCAGGCCUCUUGGCAUCGCCCACCGUCAAGCAGCAGCAGCAGCAGCAAGCGAGCAAACCGGUAGUAACGACCGUAUCUGCGUCCACGAAGGAAGUGCUCGCGGCUAUCACCAAGCGCAUCCAGCAAGUGCGCUUGCAAUAUACGACUUCUUUGAAGCUCUGCAAGAACGGCGGCUGUUACUCGCGCUACUGCAACGCGAGUAACGCCAACAAGAAUAACACCGUGCAAAGCAAUACCCCGCAGGUCAUCACUCCGAAUACCAUCGACACCUGUUACUCGCCUCUGUGCAUGCGGAAGGCGCGACUGAAGCGCGACCUGAUCGUGCUGCUGCGCAAGGCGAACGCUCUUCAGAACAACAAUCAGUCCUCGCCGCAGGUUACGGCUCUCGUGAAAAUGGAAACCUCGGACGAGUCGAAAGACGCGAUCAGACGGGACUUGGAGUCCGCGGUGGCAUCGGCGACACGCUGCAACGCGGAGGACGCGGCGACGAAGAAGACAACGGGCGUCGCCGUUUCGUCGCCGAAGAAGAUCAAGCUCGAGAACGAGCGCGCGGAGAACGCUGGCGUGACGACAACUACCGUCACAACGAGCAACGUCGUUACCACCACCACGACGAUCACGACGACUCAGCAGACGGUGCUGAAGAGCGCGGACGGCGUGACGCAGGAGCAGUCUGCCGUUAAUCGUAACUCGACGACCGUCUCCUCUUCGGAGACCACGACCACGAUGACGAAUAAGAGCGGCGCGAAGACGGUGAUGAUCGUGAACCGUCGAGGUAGGACGGUGCAGCGUACCACGUUCGUCAGAGAACUGAACGCCGACGGCACCGAGCGAAUAUACACGGCAACGUCGACGGAGGGCAAGGUAUACCUGAAGAAGGUGGUCAAUACGAUGGCCGAUCGUAAGAAGAAACGCACGCCGGUCAAAUAUCCGCUCUGCUCGACUUUCUGCACGAAGAACAAGCAGCGCAGUAUACUGGUGCUCCCUCAGCACGAGUUGAGGAAAUUAUCUCGCGUCGGUGGUAAGGUGCCCGUGCAGGGGUUCCACCAUCAGGCCAAGGCGAAUUUGUCGGUGUGGCCGUAUCCCUGCCCCAGACCCUUGUUCAAGACCUGCUGGCUCUACCGAACGGUCGGCCUGAAGUCGCUCGCCGCCGCGGCGAUUCAGCUGAGAAUACUCUGGGCGUGCCUCAGAUGGGACGACAUGGCAGCUAAGCCGUUGUCCACCGACGGCAAGAAUCAGAUCACCACCGACACGGAGAUCAUGUCGCUGGAGAUAUUGAAGCAUCGGCAUGUCGGGCAGUUCCUCGACAGGGCUCAGUAUCUACGUAGGAAGGUCGUCAUACCGCUCGAACUUCCAAAACAAGUCAGAGAGGUAACAUCCAUAAGGAGCGGUCUGAGAAAAAGGAAGCGUCCGGAAUCUCCGCAGAGCACCGAACCGCAAGUCACUGAGGAAUGGGUCGACGAGGACAAGUUGGAGUUAUGGGAAAUCAAACAGUACGGCGACAGGUUAGAGAAGGCUAAUGCGCAGAUUAUUACUAGGAGUCGCUCAGGAGCACCGCAGUCGGUGAUCGUCAGCGGUGGCAAUAAGACCGCCACCGCCGGCGCCGCCGGCGGCGGCACGGCCGGUCUGACUGGCGAUCAGCUCGUGAGCGGCAAAGCGACACCGGAGGAAAUCAAGGAGAAGAUGGAGCAGCAGUUGCGCAUGCAACGGGCGGCUCAUCAACAGAAGCGUGCUCUGCACGAGAUGACACUUAAAAAUCAAUCUGCGACGUCGCCCGCCACGCAACUUGUCAAAGUUACAACUAAUUCCUCUCACGAUGGCACCGUUAAAUUGGUUUCGAAAGUCCCGAUUCCGGCAAAUCCGAAUAGCACAAAAUCACAGUUGACCUCUCUUCUAACAACUCCAACGCAAAACAAAACUUUUAUCGGUACACGGCGAAUCUACAUGACGAAAUCUGCCGAUGGAACCACUAAGGUUGUGUCCGGACCUACCAGUAUUUUACCGAAAACACCGCAAACCCCAGGGCUGAACCAGCAAUCCUUGAUCAGGGUGACACCGACAACCACCGCUUCGCCUGUACACGUGCAGCAGAGAGUGCAAAUUCUCAGAGGGCCAGACGGAAAGUUGCAAGUGCGCGGCUUGCUGCCCGGCCAGCAAUUGGUUCAGAUGCCGGACGGGAAGCUGCACGUGCUGAAUGUAAGCCAAACUGUGGGUACCACAAUUGCGCAAGGCGCUCAAACGAAAUCGACAACAACUGCGACUGCUCCACAAGCGAAAACCGUGACCACCGUUAGCCCGAAAACGACGACGGAGAGUACGACCGCGACUAAAACCAGUCCGAGCGCAAAGGCAACGGCGAACUCGACGGUGCAAGUGCAAACGCCUCAGCAAGUGCAGGUCGUUCAAACUGUCCAACGCGUAAAAUCCGCGACCAUGACCCUGGCACCUGUCGCGACGACUCCGACGAAGAAUGCCAUCGUAGUCACAAGUACAGGACAAGCCGCGCAGGUGAUAUCUUCGGGUGGACAAGUAAUAAGCGGCAAUCCGAUAAUGGUCACGAACGCAAACCUGGUUCAACAGUUGACGUCGGGCAAGGCCCAGUUGACCGCGAUCGGCAAUCAAGUUGUGAUACGUAACCCAUCCAAUCAAAUUUUGCAUCUGAAUUCGGCUAAUGGCGGAUUUAUCGUGAAGGGCACCGUCGCCGCCAAUAAACAAGCCUUGCAAACCACGCCAACUUCGACAGUUGUACAGUCGGCCACAACUACAAACACGAGCCCGACGACGACGACCGUCGCAACGUCCACCAUGUCAUCGACGACGACUUCGAGCUCCGUCGCGACUCCGAUUCCGGGAAGUAUCGAGGCUUCUUUACUGGCAGGGCAGCCACCCGGUACAGUAAUCAAGUGCGUGACGGCGCAGGUUAUCAAUACGGACCAAGGUCCGCGAAUUGUGCUGCAGGGUUUGACAGGCUCGGAGUUCACGCAGCAGCAAUUAAACCUGGUGCAGCAACAAGUUAAGCAGCAACUUCUGAAAGCGCAUGCAGCGACCGGCAAGCAAGGUGUCUUAGGACCGACGAAGAUUUACUUGGCCGUCCAACCGGCCCAAUCGUCCAACAAUCAGCAACAGCAGUCGCAGGCUUCGUCGGCUACAAACACGCCAGUGUCGACUCCGAAGCAGCAACAGCCUACAACAUCCCCGUCUACGAAUGAAACCGCCACCGAAACCAUUCCAAAAACUCCGCAAGCGGCAACCCCAAAAUCGACGGAGAAACCAAAGGUGGUCGUUCAGCAAGUGGGACGCAUGACAAACGCGACAGAGGACGACACGCAAAAGACGAAUAUUGCCAACGGACAACAGCCAUCGUCGCAGUCCGUGAAAGAGGGAAGCGACUCAUCGUCGAAUAAAUUUAUACUGACCCCAGAUUACAUUCAACAAACAAUUAAAAAUGCUUUGAAACAAGAGAAUCUGAAUCCGGAGAUAGAGGAAAAAUUGUUGCAACUGCAACGCUACCAGGAGAAACAAAUGAAGGGCGGCGUAGAGAAUUCGGUGACCAGCAAUCAGACUCAUAACUCACCCGCGGCAGCAACGCCGCGUCCGCCUUCGCGCAAACGGCCGGCGCCGUCGUCGAACAUUCCAGCAGCAGCAGCAGCAGCAGCUUCGGCAGCGGCGACGACACCGACAAAUACACAAUCGUCCGGCGGGGGCAACGACAAAGACGACAAAGACUGGGAGACACCCAGGAAAAGACCAGCGUUGAAGCAAGAAAAUCGCGAAACGAUCCCAAAAAUGCCGAAACUAUCGGAGGCAUUAGAUAACGAGUCGUCACCUAAAAAUCGAUCUGCAAAAUUGAAAGACAGUCAAGAGCAGCGAAGGAAACAACAAGUGCAUUCCCGAAUGCAGGUUUUAUUAUUCCGGCAUAAGGAACUUCUUAAAAAAGACAUUCUUAAAAAGAGAGCUUUACUCGAGAAAGAGCUUCAAAUCGAUAUACAGAAGGAAUUGUCAGCGGAGCUGGCCACCAGAACGAAAGCGGAGAGGCAUAAACAGGACGAAGUAAAGGUCGGCAGCGCAAAGCGAAAGGCAAAUGCUCAAGCGGCUCAACAGGUCAGCCCGUCCAAUCGUAGUGGUGGUAGCAGACCGAAGAAGCAUAAGGGUCAAAGCAACAGUACGACGCCUCCUGGUGGUUCGUCGGCCGCGAGUCGCAUUAAAAAAGAAAAACUGUACUGUUUAUGCAGAACUCCUUACGACGAAACCAAAUUUUACGUGGGAUGUGAUUUAUGCAAUAACUGGUUCCACGGCGACUGCGUGGGUAUAACGGAAGAGAUGAGCAAAACUCUAUCAGAAUUUGUUUGUACGGAAUGCAGACACGCGAGAGAUACGCAAGAAUUGUAUUGCCUGUGUAAACAGCCUUAUGACGAAUCUCAAUUUUACAUAUGCUGUGACAAAUGCCAAGAUUGGUUUCACGGCCGGUGCGUCGGUAUUCUUCAAUCGGAGGCCGACAACAUCGACGAGUACGUUUGUCCGAAUUGUCAGCGUAAUUCUUCUGUUAACUUCGCCAAUAUGAAGAACCUCAACGCAAAAGACCUCGAUCUGUUAAAGAAAUUAAUUAAACAAAUACAGGCUCAUAAAAGCGCAUGGCCGUUUAUGGAACCAGUAGAUCCCAACGAAGCGCCGGAUUAUUACAAAGUAAUAAAGGAACCAAUGGACUUGCAAACGAUCGAAUUGAGGAUAAACGACCGGUCCUACAAGAAGCUGAGCGAGUUCAUCGGCGACAUGACAAAGAUAUUCGACAAUUGUCGAUAUUACAACCCGAAGGAGUCACCGUUCUUCAAAUGCGCCGAAUCCCUGGAGACGUACUUCGUCCACAAGAUUAAGUGUCUGAGGGAGAAGUUCUCGGAAGGGAAGUAAUUCAAUCAAAAAAGAACGAACUUAGCCGCAAGUGAAAGUGCACGAGAAUUUAAUUUAGUGCAGUGCAUUUUACGGAAAAAAAACAGAGAAGGGAAAACAGUUGUUUGUGCCAGUACAGUACACAGAUAAAAAGAAAACUGAAACUCUUUCUCUCUCUCUCUCUCUCGGAAUAGACUUAAGUAUGUAAAAGUAGAGAAGGCACCGGUCUCCGCUAUUUAUUAUAGUUGUGUGAAAUAUUUUCCUUUCCCCUCCCACUCCCUCACUGCAAUUUUCAACGAGUUUCUCAGUUCCAUUUGUGCUGUACGAAGUGUGAAUUUUAGACCAGAACUUACCGCUCAUACCGUGUCGCGCAGUUGAUUUUAUCUACGAGAAUGCUAUCAUCAUUUUGCCGUCUACUAUUGCGUUAAAAAGAGAAAAAAAAGGAGAGAAAGUAAAAGCCAUAUAGCACGAUCACUUUUUUAACAAUUGCGUUUGAAAUAUAAUAUAUAAUUAUGUAACAUAAUUCUUCUUCUCAUUAUCGAAAGCCCUUUUUAUUCGGUUCCCCCCCCCCCUUGGACUUGUGGCAACGGAGUGUUUGACAGAAACCGCAAGGUCCGCUUUUUUUUCCUCUUAACACGCUCACUGGCCGUCCAAUUGAACUUUUUAACAGUUGUCGAUCAUCGCUCUUCGAACCCUUCAUUACACUUCCUGCAACACUUUCAAAAGCGAAAGAGCUUUCCUUCUAAGAAAGUGCUUUCCCUCAGACAAGAGUUUCAGCGAAGAGUUUCGCCUCUCACAUCUCUCACGAGAAUAUUCAUAAGCCCCGUGUGUCUCGCGAACAGUGAACGUGUUAUCGUGAAGCGCCCGCAUUGGAGCCGUGUACGAAAUGCAACACUUGCCUCUUUCCGGCGUUGCAACACAUUGCGUAUGUGUAUUUUUUUACGAAAAGAAAGAAGCGGAGCACAUUCGCGGACACGCGAUGCCCAUCGCGAGCGAUUAAAGUGACGUGCGUAAAAACGACGAGUCCCUCUUGAGUCACGAAGUUUUAUCUCAGAAGCGAUAUUACGAUGAGAUAAAAAAACCGUGAACUGCGUUUCACUUUUUAAGCCCCACCCCUAAAAGAUUAGCCUUAUUUAAUUGUCUCAUUUUAAUACUGAGUUCUCGCGAAAGUGUAUAUCACUUCGUUUCCCCGCGCAACGAAUCUGUCUUAUUGUAACAUCCUCCGGAAAGAAAUACGAAAAUUAUUUAACGCUGAGCGUAAGUGAACAAAAUAAAUGAGUGCUCGAAAACGAAAUGAGGCGAAAUUCGAAACCGCGAAGAUCCAAUGAUACGUAUAUCUACGAUAUACGUCUAGGAAAAAGAAAACCGCGCAAGUUUAUUUUUUGUAUAUUAAGAACCUUUUUUCCUAUAUACAGUAGAAUAUAUACGUGUGUAUAUAUACACUUGUAUAGGAUACGAGGUAGACAAUUCGCGCAUAAAAACGUCAUCGUGUACACUUCGAGUUUAUGCAGUUAGUCGUAAGUUGUGGUUCAGAAUUCAUGCGCCAUUCAUCAUGUUAUGCUAUUAUUUAUGUAUGUAAAUACAAUGAAACGCGAUCGUGACUUCGCAAAAACCGAUGGUCCGAAAGUCGCGCGGAAGGAGAAGAGAAAGAAAGAAAAAAAAAAAGGAAAGGAGGAGAAACGAUCGGCUGGCUGAUUACGAAUACGAUUUGAGACGAUCGAGAGAAAACGCUGCUCCACAUUUAAGCUAUUUCUUUAUACGAUGUACCCGACGUGAGAAAGAGAAGUGGAAGAAAAAUGCAGAAGGAAUGCAGUUGUGUCAUUACAUAGCCGUAAGACUAUUUUUUAGGAGUACACGCAUAAUAAAUUGUACAAAUUCGUUUAUCGUCUCGUGCUCACACGCAAGCUAGCGAUUAUACGAUUCUAUUUACUUAUGCGUUGUUUUAAUCACAUAAAUAAAUUUUCUAUGAAAUUGUUUAUAAUCGACGAUUCACAUUUAGGCGUUUAGAUUGUAAGGGACGGGCAGCGAAGUCUGCUUAUGUAUAUAUAUAUACGCAACACCACACAACUACACACACACAGAUGUGACAAAAAAAAAGAACAGGGGAGUUUAUCUCGAGGAGAAAGGCAAUUGUAGAAUUCUUUGAUUUCCAAACAAGAAGAAAAUAAAAAAAAACCAGUGAAAAGUACUUGAGGAGUUUCGUUUGAAUGAAAUAAUAUUAUAACGAGAAAGAGACUAUCGUUUAUAUUUUAGCUGUAUUAUUAAUAAAAAGAAAAAAAACCGUGUAACUGAUAAAGAGGCACACUUUGAUUCUGCGUGUGUGUUUAGACGGGUGUGUAGAAUAGAGAGCGAUGUUUCUUUAUGCAGAUACAUAAUUAUAAUAAAAGGACAUGAGAUA